GGCACGGGGAGUGGAGAGAGACAGCCGCCAAGAUCGGCCUGGUGGAGGGGCGCGAGCGAGUGGACACGGUCCAGGAAAAUUGAAAGAAAACCUGGAUUUUUAACGGGCAGAGAACCAUCACAUUAAAUCUUUAUGUGCAGGUCUGCGAUCCAAGUCAGGCGUCAUUAAGCUGGCAAACGGGAGCGAUUUGUGUGCAAGCGGUCGAUAGCUGCAGCCGUCUUCAACUUCUCUGCUGACUGAACACAAACACGGCUCUGCAACAGCAAUUGUCCAGAGGUUUGGACGGUGUCUUUGUUGCUAUUCCGUAUUCAGUCGUGUUUCCUUGCAGCGAGACAUAUCCCUCUAGUCCGACGAAGUGUAAGUCGAUUGCAAGAUCAAGCAUUAACCUGAGCUGUUGUCAAUAGCUACUUGAUAUGGAAUAAUACAUAGUUGGCAACAACUGGGUAACUAAGUAAAUUGGCUGAGCUAGCCCGACUGCAGUCGGAGUUGGAAACAAGGAAGCACAAAGACGGUCACUGGGAAGCGCUUUUGGACUCGCACAGUUAAUUCGGUGCUUUGCGCUGGUCCGCAGUGACAACGGAAAUUCCGAAAUAAAAAAUUUGGCAGUCUCGCGGGUGACACCGAACUGCUGGGGAACUUUGGCAAGACCGCUGCCAGGACUUCGCCUAAUUGGGCCAUUUCGAAGCGCUCCCACGGGAUUCUUGUAGCUCUCGUUAACUCACAAGAGGCUGGGGAACGUUUACAUGCAAAAAGGGAGACUUCAGAAUAACGAUAAGGCAUGACUGGUUCGGUCGGAGCAGCGAAUGUUUGUGUCGUGGCAAGAGAACCCCGUGUUUAAAAAGGGAGUAUGACUGCACAGGAGGGUUAUAGUUUUCCCCAUUUUUGAUGCCCCACUUUCGCCGUGCACUUAUUUCCCCCCAAAAUCGCGUCGCUCCAGAAGGGAGUGCAGAUAUCUCGUUAAAGAAACCGCGUGCAAGGAAAUAAGUCCAGAGCCGUUAUCGGUUUGUCAGGCGCUGUGCACGGUGUGUAGUCUUAGUCACCAUUCAUAGUCCCAGUCGAGUAACGACGACUCACAGUGUUGCCCACCCAGCGAGGUAACGGCGCCUGGAGAAGAUGGUAUCGUCGUGGAAAUGCCGGACUCUGUCACUGUUGAUACGGACUCUAGUCCCAUUCCUGGGUUUUAUUUCGGUGAGCAGCUUUGGAACGCACGCGGCAGACGAUGACACUUUCAACGCAGAGUCUUGGCUGCGGAUGUAUGGCUACCUCCCCCAGGCCAGCCGACAGAUGUCCACCAUGCGGUCAGCGCAGAUCCUGUCCAACGCCGUCAGCGACAUGCAGCGCUUCUACGGCCUGCCGGUCACGGGGGAGAUGGACCCAACCACCGUCAAAGCCAUGAAGAGGCCUCGCUGUGGGGUCCCCGAUAAAUUCGGGGGUCAGAUCAAAACCAACGUGCGGCGGAAACGCUACGCACUGACCGGCCACAAGUGGAACAAGGAUCACCUGACCUUCAGCAUCCAAAACUACACGCCGAAGGUGGGGGAGCACAACUCAUACGAGGCCAUCCGCAAGGCCUUCAAGGUGUGGGAGAGCGUGACCCCGCUGCAUUUCGAGGAGAUCCCCUACCACGAGGUCAAGUACGGCCGCCGCAAGGACCCCGACAUCAUGAUCUUCUUCGCCUCGCGUUUCCACGGAGACAGCACGCCCUUUGACGGCGCGGGCGGCUUCCUGGCGCACGCGUAUUUCCCGGGCCCCGGGAUGGGCGGAGACACGCACUUCGAUUCCGACGAGCCCUGGACGCUCGGCAAUCACGACCCACUGGGUAACGAUCUGUUCCUGGUGGCCGUGCACGAGCUGGGCCACGCCCUGGGUCUGGAGCACUCCAGCAACCCCAUGGCUAUCAUGGCUCCAUUCUACCAGUGGAUGGAAACGGACGACUUCCAGCUGCCAGAGGACGACAUGCGCGGGAUACAGCAGAUCUAUGGACCCCUGGACAGCACUCCCACUAAAGCCCUGCCAACUGUCACCCCUCGGCGCCCCGCCCAGCCUGACCCUCGACCCCCCAACCCCCCGAAGACCCCGCCCCACACCCCGCCUCGCAGACCGGACAGGCCUCGCACCACCGACCGGCCGGAUCACUACGGCCCCAACAUCUGUGAGGGCAACUUCGACACGGUCACCAUGCUGCGGGGGGAGAUGUUUGUCUUCAAGGGCCGUUGGUUCUGGAGAGUCCGGCGGAACCGGGUUCUGGACAAUUACCCCAUGCCCAUUGGCCACUUCUGGAGGGGGCUGCCUGGAGACAUCGAUGCAGCCUAUGAACGGCAUGAUGGGAAAUUUGUCUUUUUCAAAGGGAGUAAGUUCUGGCUGUUCAGAGAGGCGAACCUGGAGCCCGGGUACCCUCAGGAGCUGAUGGAGUACGGGCAGGACAUCCCCUACGACAAGAUCGAGACGGCGAUUUGGUGGGAGCCCUCUGGGUUCACCUACUUCUUCAGAGGAGAUCGGUACUGGCGUUUUAAUGAGCAGUCUCGUGCUGUAGACAAAGACUACCCCAAGCCAAUCAGCGUGUGGGGUGGAAUACCGCCCUCUCCCAAGGGGGCCUUCCUCAGCGAUGAUGCAGCUUACACUUACUUCUACAAAGGAACCAAGUACUGGAAGUUCGACAACCACCGGAUGAAAGGCGAGCCCGGGUACCCUAAAUCUAUCCUGAAGGAUUUCAUGGGCUGCAGCGCGCACCUGGAUCCCGACGAGGACGAGGAUGGCGGGCGCAAGUGGCCCGACGUGGACCGGCCGCCCUUCGACCCGGACGCCGGCCAGGACCCCGACCGAAACCGAGACCGAGAACGCACCAACGAUGUGGACUACAAGGGCGAGGACGACGAGAACAACGAGGUGGACGUGGUGCUGACGGUGGACGAGAACGAGGCCCGCGUCAUGAACAUCAUCAUGGUGACGGUGCCAUUGGUCCUGGUGCUGUGCAUUCUGGGAUUGAUCUACGCCAUUAUCAACAUGCUGCAGCGCAAAGGGGCGCCCAAGAUGCUGGUUCACUGCAAGCGCUCCCUGCAGGAUUGGGUUUGACCCCUGACCUUCGAUCCCCCCACCCCCCCCCACUCCCACUCGCUCUCCCACGGUGCUCUACCCAAUCUGUUGACUGUAGUCUAUUUAUAUCAGAAACUUUGCACAUUGUUUUUUUUUUUGGUUUGUU
Messenger RNA from Megalops cyprinoides (Indo-Pacific tarpon), 3199 nucleotides. RefSeq names its product matrix metallopeptidase 15a (gene mmp15a). Gene Ontology annotation, biological process: extracellular matrix organization; collagen catabolic process; proteolysis. The transcript has 10 exons. Gene Ontology annotation, molecular function: zinc ion binding; metalloendopeptidase activity. NCBI's taxonomy places the organism in Eukaryota, Metazoa, Chordata, Actinopteri, Elopiformes, Megalopidae. Bases 1114 to 3072 code for a protein of 652 amino acids. Gene Ontology annotation, cellular component: extracellular matrix. The record is from RefSeq and is a predicted model, not a curated record.